UCCCUGCGAAAGCCGAGGCUGCCAUUGGAGAGAGCCCGUUGGCAGGAGAGAUCAGGAGGAGGACGCAAGAGAAAUCCUUGUCAGCGAGCGCAGUCUACAUCACUGAAGCUGAUGUAAGCAGGCAGCGUUUGUCGGAGACACUUAUUUUACAUCAAUAACUUCAGUAUAAAAAGGCAAAGGAGAAGAGGGCGAGAAAAUGGGACAUACCGCAAUUUCUCUAUGGGUUGCUGUAUUGUUCUGUUGCGCGUGGGAAAACGUCGAGGCGCUGGCCAUGGCUGAGGUGAACGGGCCGGGUCCCCAGGUGGCAGAGCCGCAGAUUGCCAUGUUCUGCGGCCGUCAGCUCCUUCACAUGAACAUUCAGACGGGCCAGUGGGAGCCGGACCCUCAGGGCCGCCAGGGUUGCUUCAAAGAUCCCAGUGAUAUCCUGUCCUACUGUCAGGAGAUGUACCCAGCGCUCCCAAUUUCCCAUGUAGAGGAGUCAAAAAGACCCGUGACCAUCCCUGCCUGGUGCAAGAGAGGUUGGGGUCAUUGCCAGACUCACCCCUACAUAGUCCUCCCCUACCGCUGUCUGGAGGGCGAGUACGUGAGUGAGCCUCUUCUCGUGCCCGACAAAUGCCGUUUUCUCCACCAGGAGCAGAUGGAUGCCUGCGAGAGUUACGUGUACUGGCACAACAUCGCUAAGGAGGAAUGCACCGCCGAUAACCUGGAGCUGCACAGCUACGGGAUGCUGCUGCCAUGCGGCGACCAUUUCCGGGGUGUGGAAUACGUGUGCUGCCCCGGCAGAGGCAUCACCAGUGGCAAAGGAGAGACAGAGGAAAGGGACGCUCCAGCUGGUGCUCAGACGUUCACGUCACAGACCAGUGGAAAGUACAACUCUGUCACUAGAGUCACAGCUCCCACUCCGAGCCCCUCUCCUGAUACUGAUGUGGACGAGGCCGAUAUGGAAGAGGAGGAUGAUGACCUAAUGGAAGAAGAGGAGGAGGAAGAUGAAGAUGAUGUUGAUGAAGAGGACGUGGAAGAAGAGGAAGAGGAGGCGAUAGCCGUGAAAGACCCAGAGGAUUAUGAAUUCCCUAUAGAUUCAGGUCCCUACCAGACAUCAGACUACUUAGGCUCCUUUUACUACGAAAAAAGCCACAAACCCACCACCUCUGCACCUCUGAAGGGAGACAGCUUUACCACGCCUCGGCCCACAGACGGUGUUGAUGUUUAUUUCGAGAAGCCAGUGGAUGAUAGCGAGCAUGCCAACUUCCUGCGUGCCAAAACAGACCUGGAGGAGCGCAGAAUGAAGCGCAUCAAUGAGAUCAUGAAGGAAUGGGCAGAAGCUGACAAUCAGUCAAAAAAUCUUCCCAAGUCAGAGCGACAGGCCCUGAAUGAGCACUUCCAGUCCGUGCUGCAGACGCUUGAGGAGCAGGUUGCCGGGGAGAGGCAGAGGCUUGUGGAGACGCAUCUCGCCAGAGUCGAGUCCUUUCUCAACAACAACCGCCGCCUGGCCCUGGAGAACUACCUGACGACCGUUCAGUCUGACCCCCCCCAGCCGGAGCGCGUGCUGCAGGCUCUGAAACGGUACAUGGCCGCGGAGCAGAAGGACCGCAGACACACACUGAGACACUACCAGCAUAUUGUGGCCGUCGACCCCCAGAAAGCUGAGCAAAUGAAGUUCCAAGUGUAUACACACCUCCAUGUCAUUGAGGAGAGAAUGAACCAGAGUCUCGCGCUGCUUUACAAGGACCCCAUGUUGGCUGAGGAACUUCACAGUGACAUUCAGGAGUUGGUCAAGGCAGAACGAGGAGACAUCAGCGAGCUCAUGACCACCUCUUUCUCUGAGACUCGUACCACCGAGGAGCUCCUGCCAGCCGACAGCGAGGAAGAGAAGGAUGAUGAAGAGGAGGAGGAUAGGGCCUUCCAUAGCAGGCCUUAUCCUCCACACAUUGACUUACCGUCUAACAAGAAGGCUAUCUCUGUCCUCAUGUCUGCAGAGGAUGAGUAUGAUUACACCACAUCUGAGAGAAGCCCUACUUACGAAUACGAGGAAAAAAUCAACACCUCUGCAGAGCUCAAGCGGCGGGUCAAGCCUGAUGAAAUUGCACGAGAUGAAUUGCAACCUGAUGCCUUGGAGACGUUUAACCGUGGUGCCAUGGUGGGGUUGCUUGUGGUGGCGGUGGCUAUUGCCAUGGUGAUGGUAAUCAGCCUGCUGCUGGUGCGCAGGAAGCCAUAUGGCACUAUUAGCCAUGGCAUCGUAGAGCAGGUCGACCCUAUGCUGACACCUGAGGAACGACAGCUCAACAAAAUGCAAAACCAUGGCUAUGAAAAUCCCACCUACAAAUUCUUCGAGCAGAUGAACUGAAGUACUGGAGGAUACCAGCAAGUCAUGCCUGGCCACCUGUUUUGUUCCCCGAUUCCUCCUUAAAGUGGUGUCCUAGCUGCACUCCCUUUGAUGGAUUUAUGAUGUGUUGCAAAUCUAAGUUAAAAAGAUUAUGUACUGGGCGCUAACCCUGACCCAAGAGUAACCUUUCAUCAGAAUGUGAAUAGUGAGGUAUGAUGCAAUUCCUUAUUACCUAUUGUAAUCUAGUACUCCUUUGAGUUAACAGUGCUACAAAUUUAAUCACCGUGGAAACAUUCACCUCAUCCCUGUGGCAUGACUUGACCCAUCAUUUCUCGUUAGAAAUGGAAUCUGAAUGGUGCAUACUGAUUUAUAGUAUUUAUUUUUCAGUAGUAGUCUCUUUGCUUAGUUUGUACCACAGUUAGAUAUAAUGUACCUGUGUAGAUGAGUGUGAGUGACUGCCUAGUUAAUUCUUAUUGGUAAAAAUGCUUAGUGAUAAAAGGGUACUUAACUAGAUAAUCGUUAAGCUAAACUCUCCUCCAUGUACUACUGUGACAUGAAAACAUUUAGGAUGUGAAGGUGUUUGCCCUAAAUGUGUGAGACAAUUAUACACUAAACUAAAACACAGAUGACCACACUAAUCAAUACACAACUACAGUAUGUGCUGGUGAUACAAAAAAUGAUCUGCCCUCGAUAUUAUAAUGAAUUACUUGGAAGAAUAUACCUUAGUCAGUGAAUGGAUUCCUUUUGUUUGUUUGCUAUCUCAAGAACUGUCAGACAGAAUUAUCAGAGGUCCAUUAUUUUGAUGAAAGCAUGACAACUCGGUGUAUGAUGCUGCAGUAUUUAUUUGUGUUGUUCACGUCAUUGCUUUUGAAGUCAGAAAGGUUACUGUUCAAAACAGACACUGUAAAUAACGUUAGAAAUACAUGCUACGAGAUGUAGACGUUUCUAUGAUUAAUUUGCAUUGAUGUAAAAAAAUAAAGAAAUAAAAAAAUUAGUUCAUUGUGCUGUUACGAGAAGGAGAAACAUUUUCCUAACAUGGCUGAUUGAAAACGGACUGUUGUAAAAACCAGCACAAGACAACGACACAGCAACUAUUUUCUGAAUGUAUUUGAGGUAGACGUUGAGAUUCCAUCCCCUUUUUCGCGCUUCAUGACAUCCCUCGUGAACUUUAGUAGGAGUAGUGCAGUUUGAGCCACUCAAGAGACUACUUGCCUGAUGACCCCCCGUCCUCAUUUUGGUGUAGCAGCUACUCAUCUUCACACCUGGCAGAUGUGCAUUAGAAGCAGAGGUGUUGAGAGGGCACAAUUGUGGUAGCGUGAAGUUUCAGUGUGUGCAGUAACUGCUAAAGUCACACCCCUCUCUGGCAUGGAAAUAAUAGUGUUGGUCUUGAAAUAUUUGAAAUAUGCCACUAACACACUGAAUGAUAGCACUAUAUAGGAGCUUUAUUUAAGUUAAUCCCCUCAUGGAAAGCUUUUCAUAAAAUGACUCAUUGUAGUUUGUCAUUUUUAUGACCAACACUCACCUUGUACAGAUGAGUUUAAAAGGGGUUGCCCCUUUUUUUCUGACAGAUUGUCUUUUAUUUAUUGUAUAAGUUUGAUUUCCUUUAGUCACCUAAUUCUGUCGGACCAUCUUGGUUAAGAAAGGUCACCGUGUGGGAUGUUGCUUUUGGUUCAUCAGUCUUUAACUAUAUGCUUCAGUAUACUUCAUACCAAAAUCACAAUAUACUUUGUUUAUUCUUGCUGGAAAUUUCGUUAUUUAAGAAAAAAAAAAGAAAGGAAAAAAAAACUCAAUUUAUUUGUUCGUUUCAAGAAAGCGCUGAAAAAAGAUUCUUUACAACUUGUUUACUUUUUUUAUGUUUGUUUGAAAAUGAAUAUAUAGCAGAAUCGGACUGAGUUUAGAUUUAGCAUCAUUUUGUUUGUCUCGUCAGGCAGAUUAAUAGCAGGUUGCGGUUGUGUUAUGACAGGUAAAGAGAAGUCAUAGCCCUUGUAUAAUUUGUACAGCUCUGUUAGUGAAUGAAAACAAUGUAUGUUCACAGUUUAAGUCAGUUGAUCUUGUAUUGAUACUACUGAAACCAUAGAUGAGAAUAAGCUUGCCUGUGUUUCCCAAACCACUGAAGGUUUCCUACCAGCAUUUAGCAGACUUAGAAUGGUGUAUACUAUAGUUAUUCAAAUCACAUUUGUACUUAUGUCCUCUGUUAAGCUCUAGACUUCUUUGUUGGUCUGUCCCUAUACUUCCCAAUGAAAUAUAAACUACUGUAUGUUAUUGAGAUUUUAAUUGCUGCAUUAUUGCCUUUUACAAUGCUGUGUUUUGGAUGUAAUUAUUCUGUUGGUUUUUUUUAUAUGUAAUAUUCUGCUGGAUCAAGGGUCAUGCAUUUCACAUGUAAUUAGAAGCUUAUAUAAAAAAAACACAGAUAGCAUUCGGAAGUGUGAAAUAUAGACGGAUACUUGGGCUCAGCCUAAUUGACAGAGUGUGGCACGAAGCACAAGUUGAAGCCAAAUUAUUCAAUUUGUGUAAAGGAUGCAAAAUUCAAUGGACUGUCCAAUUUGAGUAUUAUUCAAGGGAAGGGAGAGGUGUUCUUCGUGUUCAUUGAGACCUUUAACCAAAGACGUGCCCCAUAAAUAAUCAGACAAAUAAACUGAUUUGGCAAAUGUUUUUAAAAUGUAACUGUAUUUAAAGCAAUCUGGCCAGUUUAAACUGAUCACUUUAAGUAUGAUAUAAUCCACAAUGUAAUAAAAGUGAAUGACCCAUUAA
Messenger RNA from Cololabis saira (Pacific saury), 5074 nucleotides. RefSeq names its product amyloid beta (A4) precursor-like protein 1 (gene aplp1). The record is from RefSeq and is a predicted model, not a curated record. The transcript has 17 exons. Lineage: Eukaryota; Metazoa; Chordata; Actinopteri; Beloniformes; Belonidae. Gene Ontology annotation, biological process: central nervous system development; axonogenesis. Gene Ontology annotation, cellular component: Golgi apparatus; plasma membrane. Gene Ontology annotation, molecular function: alpha-2C adrenergic receptor binding; heparin binding; transition metal ion binding. Bases 197 to 2344 code for a protein of 715 amino acids.